Molecule: messenger RNA, 1074 nt
Organism: Ylistrum balloti
Lineage: Eukaryota; Metazoa; Mollusca; Bivalvia; Pectinida; Pectinidae
Product: isatin hydrolase-like
Exons: 2
Coding region: 1-852 (283 amino acids)
Molecular function (GO): arylformamidase activity
Source: RefSeq, a predicted model, not a curated record
AUGGCUGGACAUGUGUUAUUUUGUUUGACAGUGAUGGUUUUUAUAACGAAAGUGCCAAGUCGUCGUGUUGUUGACCUAUCCUACGAUAUGGAUUACAACAGUCUGACGUACCCAAUCAAUCCUCGAUUCAACCUUUCGAUCCAAUAUUCAGGGCCAUACGGAACUGCUCCAUGGCUGGAGUUUGGAAAUGUGGAAUUUGCAGAGCACACAGGGACACAUGUGGACUCUCCAAACCACUUCGACAAGAACGGUUUACAAGCUCAUCAAGUCAGUCUCGAACAACUUAUGGGUCCAGGCGUUGUGAUCAAUGUGAAGGCCAAUGCUGCUAAUGACAUAGACUAUCAAGUGACAGAUCAGGACCUGAUGGCAUGGGAAGAAAAACACGGCCGAAUCCCGAAUGGAGCUAUUAUAUUAAUGAAUUCUGGGUGGGGUUCUCGUUACCCAGACUUUGCUAGUGUGUAUAACUCUUCAACCUUCCAAGAAGACUUCUCGUCGCUCCACUACCCGGGCUUCCACUUGAAUGCUGCGCAGUGGCUUGUAAACAAUCGCGACAUCAAUGCUAUUGGAUGUGACACCCCAUCAGCUGACUACGGAAGGAGUUCUUCAUUUCCAGUUCAUCAGCUGGUCAUGAAAGAAGGGAUUCUUAUAAUCGAAAAUAUUGCAAAUAUGGACAAACUUCCCGCGAGUGGCUCUUACAUCUACGUUCCAAUGCUCAAAUUUAGAGGAGGAACAGGUUCACCGGCGCGCAUGUUUGCCGCCAUCGAAGACGAGGGAGACCGAACAAACAGUGCCACGUCUGUUUUCUCUUUUGUAUCAGUUGUUGGAUACGUGGCCAUCUUAGCAUUAUUUUAAAUUUAGGUUGUUUACUCCUGUUUUUACACUUUUUAGUUGUACAACCUGUCGAUAGCAUCAGUGUUAUUAUGCUGGUUGUAUUUCAAUGUGUUUAUUAACUGUAUUUAAAGAAUGGUAGCGUCUUGUAUAAUAAUUCACAAGAUGUUUUGUAGUUAGUGUGAUCAUUAGCAUCAAAAUUAUCAGAACAUCAUAAAUAUAGCCAAACAGUGCGUUAAAAUUACG